AUGGCCGCUCAGCACCAAGCCGGGCAGGCGCCUCACGCCCACGCGUGGGCUGGUCAUGGCCACCACCCCCAGCAGCAGCAGCAUUCACUGCUGCAGCAACAGCAGGCGCUUCAGGCACAGCUGCAGGCGGUUCAGGAGAGGCUUCAGGCGCUGCAGGCCCAGCAGGUGCACCAGGCCAAGCAGCUGCACCACCACGCACAGAUGGAGCACAUAGACUCUCUCCAGCAGCAGCUGCAGGCGGUGCGGGCGCUGCAGGCACAGCACGCCAAGCAGGCUCAGGUGCAGGCCCUUCAGGAGCAGCUGCAGCAGCAGCAGCAGCAGCUGCAAGAGCUGCAGGCAAAGCAGCAGCAACAGCAGCCCCAGCUAUGGCAGCAGCAGCAGCAGCAGCAGCAGCAGCAGCGCCCUGUGGAUCAGCCAGCGGUGAUCCAGCAGCGUUACCCUCACAUCUCGCCAGCAAUCGACGGUGGUGCGGCGCUGUCUGAGCUGCGGUACCUGCUGCUGGGUGAGGUGGACAAGCUCAGGUCACAGGUGCACCUGGUUUCUGACCAGAACCAGGCCUUCGUGAUCAGGAUCAAGCAGCUGGAGUCUCAUAUCGUGGCACAGAAGGAGGCCAUGCGCAGCAUGCAGGCUCAGAUCUUGGCCCUGGUGGAGCAGCAGACGGCGGCGCAGGCGCAGCUCCUGCAGACUCAGAACCGCGGACGCGCACAGGAGCCGCCGGCCCGGGUGCUGCGGUCCGAGAGCCGCGGCCCAGCACACUGCCUGUAG
Messenger RNA from Monoraphidium neglectum, 765 nucleotides. RefSeq lists its product as hypothetical. Lineage: Eukaryota; Viridiplantae; Chlorophyta; Chlorophyceae; Sphaeropleales; Selenastraceae. The transcript has 3 exons. The record is from RefSeq and is a predicted model, not a curated record. Bases 1 to 765 code for a protein of 254 amino acids.